Messenger RNA from Sabethes cyaneus, 8925 nucleotides. RefSeq lists its product as uncharacterized. NCBI's taxonomy places the organism in Eukaryota, Metazoa, Arthropoda, Insecta, Diptera, Culicidae. The record is from RefSeq and is a predicted model, not a curated record. Gene Ontology annotation, cellular component: cytoplasm; nucleus. Gene Ontology annotation, molecular function: iron ion binding; heme binding; monooxygenase activity. The transcript is spliced from 14 exons. Bases 552 to 8618 code for a protein of 2688 amino acids. Gene Ontology annotation, biological process: circadian regulation of gene expression; entrainment of circadian clock by photoperiod; negative regulation of transcription by RNA polymerase II.
AGUUAGCUCGAUGUCCGGCUGACGCUCAGUUUCCAGUCACCUGUCGUCGCGUUUGGACUAGCAUUUAUCACUCGCUGCAGCGAAGACCGUCUUCAUCGGGUUGAUAUCUAUUUUAUUCAAAAUAUUAUAUUAUUGGAAAAAAUAAUACAAAUUCUAGUUUAAUGACAUAUUCUACUAAAUCGUGUUCAAAGUAUAUUACGACAUUCUCUGCACAGAAUUGUGUAAUACAUUUAGAAGGUAAAAUCAAAGUGAGUAAGUUAUUGAAGAACAUUAGCGUAAAGUGAAAUAGCCAAUUGGGAGGCUAAUUGUAUGGUGUACCUACAUUGCGCUAUCUAGUCAAUCGUCCAAGUCUUCAAUUAGUGAGUCGUAUUCUUGUACUUUGAACGAGGCACAAUGUCUAUAGUAUUGGACAGUAUUGUGGAAAGUGAAGAUGACACAUUGAAUGAUAUCCAGUGAACGUGGUUCUAACAAACAGUGGAUAGCACAACAGUCGAACAAAUAUUCCCUGUUAGUUCAAGUGUAUAGGAUAACCGUUUAAAAUCGAUUGAGCAAUGAGUGCCACCGGAACAGAGAACAUGGAGGGUGCUGAAUCCACCCAUAAUACAAAAAUUUCCGAUUCCGGGUAUUCCAACAGUUGCAGCAACAGUCAAUCGCAACGGAGUGGAAGCUCGAAAUCACAGCACAGUGGCAGUAAUUCGUCCGGCAGCAGUGGAUAUGGCGGUAAAGGUACAAGCCAACAGUCCACGACGGGCAGUUCCUUACAUCCACCGGGCAAGCACGCCAAAGAGAAAGAGCGCAAAAAGAAGGAUAAAGAAGCUAAAACCCUAACUGAACCCUGCGGGUCAACGACCAUUGCAACCGGAGAUGAUACUACAGAAGGGAAAAAUGCAACCUGCGAACCGACAGUAGCAACCAAUACUUCGACCGUUUCCUCUCGAGGCGAGCAAGAAUCGACCCAGCCCAGCCAGGUGGAAGAGGUCGGUGAGCAAUCGGUCGCACCGAGCGUAGAGGAACCUCUUCUGAAAGAGGAAAGUCAAGCAUCACAUGAUUCAAUUCAUCGUCCGGACAUCAUAGUUAAAUCGCCCGCUUUCCUUCCGGGUCCCUCGCCGGCACCGGUCACCGUAACGGAAGAACACCAUGAAACUGAAUCUGAAGAUCUGGAAGCCAUCCACGCUCAAUCGGCCGGAACGGCCACCCCGGGUGUGGCCAAAGUAGACAUCGAAGAUGGCUUCUGCUGCGUCAUAUCGAUGCACGACGGAGUAGUUCUAUUCACAACGCCCAGCAUCACUCAUUGCCUGGGUUUUCCAAAAGAUAUGUGGAUCGGGCGAUCAUUUAUAGAUUUUGUUCACCCCAAGGACCGGGCCACGUUUGCUAGUCAAAUCACAUCCAAGGUGGUGGUUCCAUUGGGCGAAAGCAAAACCGAAGCCAGCCAGAGGGAUCAGAAAAAUUUCCUCUACGUCAUGUUGCGGAAAUAUCGCGGGCUACGGUCGGCCGGAUUCGGUGUCACCAGCACAUCCGUCAGCUAUGAACCGUACCGACUGGUGUUGUCUUUUCGGGAAGCACCUCAGGAGAAUUCGGGUGAAUUUGAGUCCAGCAAUGGACGUACAAUUUUGUUGAUAGUCUCGGCCACUCCAAUUAAAAGUGUCUUUAAAGUUCCCAAUGAACAGUUCAAUGAUAAUGCGAGAAAAUUUACUACCAGACAUACGACGUGCGGGGUGUUGAGUUACGUUGACGGAAAUGCGGCAGAAUUGAUUGGUUAUCUACCACAGGAUAUACUGGGGCGUUCGGUUAUGGAGUUGUAUCAUCCGGAGGAUAUGGUAAUUCUGAAAACCGUUUACGAGACAGUUAUGGUGAAAGGACAGACGGCUGGGACGUCGUUUGUCAGUCAACCGUAUCGAUUUUUGAUUAAUAAUGGUUGCUACAUAGUAUUGCAGACCGAGUGGACCAGCUUUGUCAAUCCAUGGUCCAGAGAGCUUGAGUUUGUUAUAGGACAUCAUCAGAUAUUGGAGGGACCAGUGAUACCGGAUGUUUUUGCGUCGAAUGAAAACUCACGAACAUUUUCCAACGAAGUGUUGGCAACCGCAAAAGGAAUCGAGGAACAUAUUCUACGCAUACUUAAGGAACCUGUGGCAAAGCCUUCCGAUAAGGUGAAGCAAGAGGUUUCCAAGCGGUGCAAAGCUUUGGCGUCGUUCAUGGAAGAACUUAUCGAGGAAGUGACUCAGCCGGAAGUAAAACUAAAUCUUUUGAAUGAUUCGGAUUUUACGUUCUCCGAACGUGAUUCAGUAAUGCUCGGAAAAGUUUCUCCCCAUCAUGAUUACUUCGAUAGCAAAAGCUCUUCGGAAACACCGCCCAGUUACAAUCAACUGAAUUACAAUGAUAAUCUGCAGCGAUUUUUCAAUAGUCAUCCGGUCAUGAAUAUAGAAGAAUCGAUUAAGAUUGAUUCUUCUGGAGGUGCGCACACCGAUACGGUAGACGGUCGAACGCAUGUAAGUCCGAAUCAGCGAUUCAGCGGGGGUAGUGGGGAGGGAAGCAAUGACAGCGCAGGAAACUUUAGCUCUGAAAGUAACGGACAACUUCACAGCAGUACGGAUGCUUCGUCAGGUAGCAUGCUACCGUCAGCGUUGACUGAGGAAUUGCUGUGCCAGCACAAUGAGGACAUGCAGAAAGUGAUGCUUAAGCGUCAUCGUGAAGCAAGAACGCUGGCACGAAGUACCGAGAAAAAUAGGAAAGGUCCUCCAGAUAAAGCACAAGCCUGUGCCCACGGCGUGAAAAGAGGACCAUCGCAUUCGUGGGAAGGAGAUAUUCAAAAAACAGUCAGACAUCAGCACAAGCAGACCGUUGCUGCAAACACUCAAAAUCACCCAUUACAUCCAGUAAUACCGUCGAACCCUACGCCAAUAUCAUCAGCCGUUGUCACAGUACCAUCAAGGACAAUCAUAACAACUGCAGCCUCCUCGGUAGCUCCCCAAGCUUCAACCCACUCGUACAACCUGCCACGAAAUGGCGAUUUGUGGGCUCCGUUUUCAGUUAGUGUUGCCUCCAUGCAGACGACCCAGAACAAUCCAGCCGUCAGCUUCGUUCCUUCGCACAGUAUAUUUCCCACCUUAUACUAUAUUCCGGCUGCUCCACAACCAACGCCACCGACAUCCGGCGUUGAGAUGCCAAGGAUAAAUCCAAUUACCAUUCCCUACAUGAAUGACAUGAUGUACCCGCAUCCGAUGCAACUUUAUCAGCAAUCGGUGAUUUAUCCUCCAAUGAUGUAUCACACUAUGCCAUACCAACCGGUACCACCUCCCUGUGGAUUGGUAACGGAACAGAGAACCUCUCAACCUCAACAGCAGCCUCAGCCACAACCGGGAUCUACCAAUCCCAAUACCAACAGUGCCAAGGCCCCAGAUCAACAGUUUCCUAUCGAUCCUAGUGGAAAGCCCGACCCAAUGGUGGCCAGCAGCAGCAAACAAAACAACCGGACCUCCACCUCCAAGUACUCGAAGUACGCUUCCGGCAGCUCGCCAAUCAUUUGCAACGUCGACGGAAACUUCCACCUGGAAAAUGUGGAAAAGCUGCGCAGCUGCGUUAGCAGCAGUGGCAUAAAAACACCCGCAACGCACAGGCAGCUCAGCGACGACAUGGACGAGUCCAGCUUUUCCAGCAUGUAUUCAAGCUUCCUGAAAACCGAUAACUCGUCGGAAACGAACGGCGGCUUGGAUAAGAAGAGCUCCAGCGAGAUGCUCUGGGAUAGUGUAUCGAGCAACACUGCAGGACCGGCGAAACGACGACCCGAUCCACCCUGGCUGGAGGAUGUCUGCCAAUCCAAGGAUCUUGUCUACCGCUACCAGGUCGACGAACGACCCGUUAAGGAUGUGUUGGAUGCCGAUUUACGAGCACUCAGGAAUCUUAACCAGCCAAUUUUGGUUAACGAUCAGCUUGGUCAACUGUAUCUGGAUCUGGAGCUGGAAGGCCUCUCGGUUAAACUGUCACUCAGCGAAACAACUUCCGGCAGUAGUAGUGAUGAUUGCGACACGCAGAGUAAAAGAAUUGUUGCCAAGCGGAGCAUGAAAUACAGCAAAUUGGUGAUGAUUUACGAGGAGAAUGCUCCGUUUCCACCACCCGCCCUCAGACCGAUAAAUCUGGAUUUGAUCAAGAGUGUUCUGGUGAAGGAUUUUCAGUAUUUUCACGACCGAUUAAUAUAUCACAAUGAGCAAGAUGAUCCUCUUACCGGACACCUACUUGCUCUGGAAGGUACAAAGUGGAAGAACUUGAGAGCCAAGCUCACUCCUACUUUCACAUCCGGAAAGAUGAAAAUGAUGUUUCCGACAAUACUGGCGGUUGGGGAUGAGUUUCACAAAACGGUUGCUCGAGAGGUGACGAAAAGCAAAGAUCUUGAGAUGAAAGAUAUCUUGGCUCGAUUCACUACAGAUGUGAUCGGCACUUGUGCGUUCGGAUUGGAGUGCAACAGCCUACAGGAUCCGGAAGCUGAGUUCCGGCGAGUGGGCCGUAGGGUGAUCAACCUUUCUUUCAACAGACAAAUAAAGUUUUUCCUGGCUCAACAAUUCCGUACCAUUGCACGGCAGCUGCACGUUAAAAUUAUAGAUCCGGAAGUCACGCACUUUUUCUCUGACGCUGUUAAAAACACUAUCGAGUAUCGAGAGAAAAACAAUAUUGACAGGACAGAUUUCAUUAGCUUACUAAUAAAACUGAUGAAGGGAGAAUCAUUGGAAACAGAAGGGGCAAGCAGUAUGGGAACAUUAAGCUUGAGAGAAGCAACCGCCCAAGCGUUCGUGUUUUUCUUAGCCGGUUUCGAAACUUCUUCAUCAGCGAUGUCGUUUUGCCUGUAUGAAUUAGCUUUACGUCCUGAAUUGCAAGAGAAGGCUCGCAAAGAUGUUCUGGAAGCGAUCCGGAAACACGGCUCAAUCACAUACGAAGCGAUUCAAGAUAUGAAAUAUGUUGAUUAUUGUCUUAGUGAAUCAUUACGCAUGUAUCCACCUGUGAGUAAUUUAUUGCGAUCGGUCACUAAACCAUAUAAAGUUCCCGGUAGCAAUGUUACGCUGGAGCAAGGUUCAACUGUGAUUGUUCCACUGUAUGCUAUCCAUCACGAUCCGGAUUAUUUCCCAAAUCCAGAACAGUUCGAUCCGGAUCGUUUUACUCCGGAACAGACGGCAAAGCGAAAUCCUUACUGCUACAUGCCGUUCGGUGAGGGUCCACGAAACUGUAUUGGAAUGCGGUUUGGAUUGAUGCAAGCUCGAAUUGGAUUGGCGUUGUUACUGAACAGUUUUCAGUUCAGCCUAUCGAGCAAAACUUCCGUGCCGAUUAAGCUAGCUGCCAGCUCCGGUAUCCUCGCUUCUGAAGGUGGCCUGUGGCUUCACAGCAAAAUUGAUCGGUUAAGCGUAAUGAUUUCUGGCGGAAUGAGUCUGGAUCCAGCUGAGUCGACUCACACCACAAAGGUGUCCGAGUCAGAAUAUUCCACCAGUGGCAACAGUCGUUCGCAGUGGAGUUGUAGCGCCCGAAGCUGUUUAUCCAGUAGUAGCGGCUACGGAACCCGUGGACAGACCAAACCGGAUGUAGGUCACCGUUUGAUUAGACGCAUUAAGGAUAAAAAUCGUAAAAAGAAAAAGCUCAAAUGCUCCACCGCAUCAAUUGUCACUGGUUCAAGCCUCGGAGAAAACGAAUCGCUUUCGACUUCUCAAACCAAUAGCAGUGAUCAAACAUCCGGUGUUCAACAGACAGAGCCUAGUGCAUCAACUUCCACUCAACAGGACGCUAUUGAUAAUAAAGGGGAAACUCCUACAUCUAUGGAUAGUAAUACACUGAAGAAACCAGCUCGAUGGACCACGCCAAGUCCGCUGGAUACCAUGUUCGAAACUCCAGAACCAUGGGACAGUGUGGACGAACAACUCCGAAGUGCAGCCAGCAAACCGGAAGCAGACGACGGAUUCUGCUGCAUCGUAUCAAUGCAAGAUGGUGCAGUGCUGUUUACGACACCAAACAUUACGCACAGUCUGGGGUUCCCGAGAGACAUGUGGCUCGGUAGAUCGUUCAUUGACUUUGUUCAUCCCCGGGACCGAGCGACGUUCGCUGAUCAAAUUACUUCAAACGCGGUAAUCUCCCUAGGGGACACCAGCAGUCGCUCUAGCCAGAAGGAUCAGACAAAUUUCCUAUACGUCAUGUUACGGAAGUAUCGAGGUUUGAGAAAUACAGGCUUUGGCAUCACCAAAUCUACGGUUGGCUACCAACCGUAUCGAUUAACUUUGAUGUUUCGUCAAGCACCAACAGAGGGCAGUGAGCUUCCGUCGAAAAAUACUCCAAAUAUUAUACUGGUAGUUUCUGCCACACCAGUUUGUAGUAUUUAUAACGUGCCUAAUGAAUUAUUGGAUAAUAAAGAAUUACGUUUUACUACCCGACACACGAUUGGUGGAAUACUAAAAUACGUGGAUGGUAAUUCCGUCAAAUCAAUCGGUUAUUUGCCCCAAGAUAUUUUGGGUCGAUCGAUAUUGGAGCUGUAUCAUCCUGAGGAUGUAUCAAUAUUCAAAAAAGCAUGCGAAUCGGCGAUUACCAAAGGACAAAUUACCGGCUCUUGGGUCAGCCAACCAAGUCGAUUUCUUACGAACAAUGGGUGCUAUAUUCUACUUCAGACGGAGUGGGUCAGUUUUAUAAAUCCGUGGACUAAAGAGAUUGAGUUCAUUAUUGGCAACCAUCAUGUGCUCAGAGGACCAUCAAAUCCAGACAUAUUCGCUGCUAAUUGCUCGGAUCAAACGUCAGACAGCUUUUCGGAAGAGCUACUUAAGGAAGCGAAGUCAAUUGAGGAACAAAUUGUACAACUUUUGAAGAAACCGAUAACUGAAUCUUCCAACGAAAAGAAGCGUAUUUUGUCAAAACAAUGCAAAACCCUGACUGCUUACAUGGAAGAGCUCAUAACUGAAAUGGCCACAUCUAAAGUGAAGCACAACCUGCCUGGAGAUUCGGAUUUCACUUCCUCUAGACGCGACUCUAUGAUCAUUGGAGAGAUGUCCCCGCACCACGAGGUACUGGAUAAUAAAACAAUUUCCGAAUCGCUGCUAAGCUACAACCAGCUAAACUAUAAUGAUAACAUCCAACGCUUUUUCGACAGUUGCCCUGCUAUCAAUGUAUCAGAUUCAUUGAAACCUAACAGUUCCAUAGACGUUAGUUUAAACGUUGGUAAAACAAAUACUAACCGUAACAGAAACGCACUACCAGGAAUUUUUCAACAUCCAGCACUAACCGAAGAACUACUAUACAAACACAAUGAAGAUAUGCAAAAAGUUAUGCUGAAGAAGCAUCGUGACGCACAGGUACUAGCCCGCGAUGUGUCCGCGAAAGAUAAUUCCGGCAAAGCUUCCGCCGCUGUCGAAAACCAUGGAAUCAAGCGUGGACCGUCUUUCUCUUGGGAAGAAGAUACACCAAAAUGCGUCAAGCAUCAGCAUGGCACAAACACUAAACCUGACGGCACACAUUUGACAGUGCCCGCAAUUUGCACUUCUACUGAUCCACGCGAUAUCAUUCUGACUACUACGGCGGCCAUGCAUAAUCAACAACUGUCUUCAUCCUCACGCGUACUUUCUCACGUGAGUGAAGUGUGGUCCCCGUUUGCAGUGAGUGUUACAAACAUGCAGGCCAUACAGAGCACCGCCCUUUCCAGCUUCAUCCAAGAGAAGAAUCUUCAUUCAGUAGUUCCUCAGAUCAACCCAAACAAUCCUACUCCUGUGCAUCCGAUCGCAUUCCCGCUCAUGACCGGUGUGAUGUGCCCCCAGCUGCAAGCUCACCAACAUUGCGUGUUCUAUCAUCCCAUGUUGAUGUGUCAAGCAAUGCCCUAUCAGUCGAUUCCUACUCCCCGUGCACUCGUCACCGACCACCAUAAUCAGCAAUCCAGAUUCAACACGGCAAAGCAGUCAACAACAGUCAGCACGGCUGUACAGGUGGACGAUACAACCCAUCCGCUAGGACCUGGCGGCAGAUGUUCGGUGCCGCUUGCAACAACUUCGGCCCCGGCAUUGGUCUUCAACGUCGGCGGAGGUUUCCAGCUUGAAAAGGAACCAAUUUCCUGCAAAAAUUGUGACCCGUCACCAGCGCUCCAGGAAAACAACGACGACAUGGACAUUUCAAGCUUAUCCAGCUUCUAUUCAAGCUUUCUGAAGUCGGAAAACUCAUCGGACAGUGACGAUCCGACCAAGCGAACUUCAAACUGCGCCAACUGGGAGAGCGCAAGCCGUGUUAAGCGUCGUCCGAAUCCACCGUGGCUGGACAAUGUGAGCAAAACGAAAGACUUGCUUUACCGUUACCAGUUGGACGAACGUUCCGUACGAGAUCUUCUCGAGUCCGAUUUGAUUGCGUUGAAAAGUCUCCACCAGCCGCUCUUGGUAAAUGAACAACUUGACCAGUUGUAUCUGGACCUGGAGGGCGAAGGAUUGACAACUCGACUGGCGCUCAGCGAAACGGCUUCCGGUGGUACGAGCAGCAGUUGCAGUGAUGAUGGCGAAAGCAGUCAGUGUCAAAGCAAAUUUACCGGAGGAAGUAUAAAGUACAGCAAACUGAUGAUGAUCUACGAAGAGAAUGCUCCGUUUCCAUCUCCUCUUCCGAUAUCUAAUACGGAUAAACUUUAGCGUCGAUUUUUAUUCAAUUCCUGUUUGUUUGUUUAUCUUAUAGCAGUAUUAGCUGCCUAAAGGUGCUCUCGCACAACCUUUCUUGGAUUGCUUAACAAUAAAUUACGCUCAACAAAAAUUAAUCGACCAUUACAAAUUUUGCAGUGAGUUUGUCUACCGCAAUAAGUAAUAACACUACUACCGAUCGGUAAUAUCGCUUAAAUGCUGUGUCUUAUUCGUUUGUAAGUUUAGCUCUUAAUAAUGUUACGAUUUUUGAUCAAUAUUCUUAGUGAUUAUUAAAGAUUUCUAAAAAACAAGCUAAGUAUUU